CUUGGCAACCUUCCACCAUGGCACCUCCCGUCGAGCUCGUCUCCUUUAUUCUCGCAGAACUCUGGGCAUAUCCAUUUACCACUGAAGAGAGGAUCAAUGUUUACCGGACUUGUAACUUGAUUUCCAAACAGUGGUCGGCCAUCUUCAAGGACGUCAAUUCCGUGCAUGCCUGGAUCCCUUUCUCCUUCGACAAAGCACAUUUGUAUACCGUCAGGUCGAUGCAUAUUAUUUCUAACCCGAUGCUCUGUCGUACUAUAACAUUUACAGUGGAGUACGUGGUCAUGCCACAAUUAUUAAUAUGGUACAUGACUUGCGGAGCCACCGUCGAGGCCAACAAGAGAGUAGAGUCAGCGCUUCGAAGGAUAUUCUGCGACCCGAAUCGACCUCGAAGUGCAACUCAUAUCUAUGUUAACUAUCUUGACGAUCUCCAGCUCCAUACUCCCAGUUUCUGGAUCCCCCCUCAAAUUACUCACCUGACAAUUGUCUAUCACUAUCGUCGUUGGGUGCCUCGAAGUUUCCGGAAAGAGAGUUUUACGUUUCACUGCGUUUGUGAAAGAUUAGCCGUCGACCGGCGAGUGAGCCAUCUGACUGUCAUGGGUGCUAUACCCGCGAUAGUGAAGCGCCUGAUAGCGCCUCGCGACGAAUGGCGACAUCUUGUUUCGUUGACCACCGAUCUCGACGAAACCUCGGUUUCCGCUUCCUCCCAGACCUCUGUCGUAUGCAAGAGGUACGAUAUUCCGUUUCAGGAUGUAGGAAACGACUACGCGCUCCACGUCAUGUUUGGAGACAGGUCAUUUUGGUUAUACAGGCCGUAUCAUGGUCGGCUCCCACUGGUCUCUCUGUCAUUCAUAUUAAUCAUUAAGUGUAAUAGAUUUUCAGCGGCAACCUGAUAUUCCAAUGUUCGAGCAGACCAUUCCGGUAGGGCUCUGUUGGUUACAUCGAUCCGCUUACCAGGAAGUUUGUGAUACUAUUCAAUGGCAUUGAUCCCGCGUCAUCGACAGACGAGCGAAUCAA
Messenger RNA from Desarmillaria tabescens, 1014 nucleotides. RefSeq lists its product as uncharacterized. The transcript has a single exon. Lineage: Eukaryota; Fungi; Basidiomycota; Agaricomycetes; Agaricales; Physalacriaceae. The coding region runs from base 18 to 890 and encodes 290 amino acids. The record is from RefSeq and is a predicted model, not a curated record.